CGCUUGGGCUGGGGGGGGGGCCGGGGGAGGUGGAGGUGGGUUUGGGUUUUUGGGGGGGGGCCGACCCCGUCCCGGGUUAGGCUCGGAUUUCUUCUGGGCAAUUUUUUUUCGGCCGGCGAAACUUUGGGCUCCGAAGAUGCCGUUCCACCCGGUGACCGCCGCGUUGAUGUACCGGGGCAUCUACAGCGUGCCCCCGCUGCUGGCAGAGCAGCACCCCGUGGACAUCCCCGAGGACGAGCUGGAGGAGAUCCGCGAAGCCUUCAAGGUGUUCGACCGGGACGGCAACGGCUUCAUCUCCAAGCAGGAGCUGGGCACGGCCAUGCGCUCGCUGGGCUACAUGCCCAACGAGGUGGAGCUCGAGGUCAUCAUCCAGCGCCUCGACAUGGACGGUGACGGGCAGGUGGACUUCGAGGAGUUCGUGACGCUGCUGGGCCCCAAGCUGUCCACCUCGGGCAUCCCGGAGAAGUUCCACGGCACGGACUUCGACACCGUCUUCUGGAAGUGCGACAUGCAGAAGCUGACGGUGGACGAGCUGAAGCGGCUGCUGUACGACACCUUCUGCGAGCACCUCUCCAUGAAGGACAUCGAGAACAUCAUCAUGACGGAGGAGGAGAGCCACAUGGGCACGGCCGAGGAGUGCCCCGUGGACGUGGAGACCUGCUCCAGCCAGCAGAUCCGGCAGACGUGCGUGCGCAAAAGCCUCAUCUGCGCCUUCGCCAUCGCCUUCAUCAUCAGCGUCAUGCUCAUCGCCGCCAACCAGGUGCUGCGCAGCGGCAUGAAGUAGGACCAGGGGACACCAGGGGACACCGGGGGACACCGGGGGACACCCUCCUCCCCCCCAAAAAAAAACCUCCCACCCCGGCACAGGGGUGGGGAGCCCGCGGGGCUGCUCGCGCGACGCCCGGACUGCGGCAGAGCCCCGGAACCCCGCCAGCAAGUACCAAGUGCAUGCACCGUGCAUGGAGCCCGCCCGCUGCCCCCCCAAAACCCCAAGCCGGGGGCGAAACGUGCCCGCGGUGCCGGCCCCCCCCUUGCACCCCCCCUGCUGCACCACAUCCAGCCCCUGCAGCUCCGUAUUUAUGGCCGAACCGAGCGCCCCGUGAGCAAUACACGCGCCUGAGAUCUGUAUUUUUGUUCCCAAUUCGGAGAGGGGGGGGCGUUUGCAUGGACCUCGCCGCCAAAGGCUGGAUCUGCCCCCCCCCUGCCUCCGCCGUGCACCCCCCCCAGCCCCGCGCCGUGCCUCAGUUUCCCCAGCUGCCAGAGGGGGCUGCCCGCACGAGGACCCGCUGGGAAGAGCCGCACGUCCCGGCAGCCUGGGGACCCCCCCAUCCAACCCCCCCCCAGCCUGUAUGUAGCACCCGCCGGGCCCCGGCCCGGUUUGGAUUUGGGUCCGUUUCUCAUUCUUUGGAGUUCCGUUCUUAUUUUAUUUUAUUUUUUUCCUUCCUGGUCGGUCGUUUCCGAUCUGAAAUAAAACCGGGAUUUCUGAA
This is a messenger RNA of Anas platyrhynchos (mallard), 1487 nucleotides long. It is a transcript of the gene CABP7, whose product is annotated as calcium binding protein 7. Gene Ontology annotation, molecular function: calcium ion binding. The record is from RefSeq and is a predicted model, not a curated record. NCBI's taxonomy places the organism in Eukaryota, Metazoa, Chordata, Aves, Anseriformes, Anatidae. Gene Ontology annotation, cellular component: trans-Golgi network membrane.